Molecule: messenger RNA, 3741 nt
Organism: Aegilops tauschii subsp. strangulata
Lineage: Eukaryota; Viridiplantae; Streptophyta; Magnoliopsida; Poales; Poaceae
Molecular function (GO): nucleic acid binding
Source: RefSeq, a predicted model, not a curated record
AUGGCCGCAGUGGCCGGCAUCGGUCCUCGCCGCGCCCCCCACGCCACCCGUGUCCUUCCCGCCGCAGCCGCCGCUGUCGGCCCGCCGCCGCCCAGCACGGGGCCCGGGUCUGCCACGCAGGGCGGCGUACCAAUCCAGCAAGUACGCUUGCCGCCGUCGCCGUCCCCAAUUCCGGCAUGGCUGACCGGAUCAGCACUGCCGCCCGUCUACACGUCGCGUGGAGACCCACCGGCGCCCACUCUGCAGUACGGCGACCCAUCCGGCUCUACAGGUCACUACACGGGUCGCGCCCCUCCUGACCGGGCGCCCCAAUCCUCGCUGCUCCGCACCUCCGAGUCAGUCGGCCACGGCGCUCCGACCCAGACACCGCCUCGGUUCGCCAAACUUGACUUCGCCACUUAUGACGGCACGGAGGACCCCCUCAGCUGGCUCAGCCAGUGCGAGCAGUUCUUUCGCGGGAAGUGCACCCUAUCAUCGGAGCGUACCUGGCUCGCCUCUUACCACCUCCGCGGCGCGGCACAGACAUGGUAUUACGCCCUCGAGCAGGACGAGGGCAGCAUGCCCCCUUGGGAGCUCUUUUGCGAGCUCUGCCUCCUUCGUUUUGGGCCACCGAUCCGCGGGAACCGCCUGGCAGAGCUAGGCCGCCUUCCCUUCACCUCCACGGUGCAGGACUUUCCCGACCGUUUUCAGGCCAUGGCAUGCCACGCGUCGGGUGUGACAGCACAGCAGCGGGCCGACCACUUCCCCUACGCGUCGGGCCAUGUCUGCCCGCGCCUCUUCUACUUGGAGACGGCCGACUACAUCGAGGAGGACGCCCCGGCCGACGGGCUCGACGCACUGCCGCCCCCAGCGGCCGCCGAGGCCGCACCCGCGGCCGCCCCGGCGACGACACUCGUGGUCUCGCUCCAUGCGCUUGCCGGCAUCCGCGACGAGCGGACCAUGCUCUUGCCGAACGUGCCCAUCACCAUCGGCGACGAGCACUUCACCAUCACGUGCGCAGGCAUCGACUUGGGCUGCUUCGACUUCAUCCUUGGCAUCGACUUCCUGCGGACCCUCGAUCCCACCCUCAAGGACUUCGACGCCCUGACGAUGACCUUCUGGCGCCUCGGCUGCCGCGUCCGGUGGGAGGGCGUUGGGGGUGCCUCACUGGCGACGUCGCAGCUUCAGCUGGCCGCGACCACCACCGAGGCUGAGCACCCACUGCCGGAUCACCUCUGCAGCAGCACGGCGACCUCUUCGACGAGCCGCGGGGCCUUCCGCCAGCCCGGGUUCCGGCCAUACCGCUAUCUGCAGCUGCAGAAGGACAAGUUGGAGCGGCAGUGCACGCUCAUGCUCGCAGCGGACAUCAUCCGGAUCUCCACAUCACUGUUCUCCGCGCCGGUCCUCCUCGUCCGCAAGUCGGACAGCACGUUGCGCUUCUGCAUCGACUACCGCGCCCUUAAGGCCCUGACACUUAAGAACAAGUUUCCUAUCCCGGUGGUCGAUGAGCUCCUGCAUGAGCUACAUGGGGCGCGCUUCUUCACCAAGCUCGAUCUUCGGUCGGGUUACCACCAUGUGCGCAUGCACCCGGAUCAUAUCGCCAAGACGGCGUUUCGGACUCAUCACGGCCACUUCGAGUUCUUGGUCAUGCCGUUUGGUCUCUCCAAUGCACCGGCGACUUUUCAAGCUUUGGUGAACGACGUCCUCCACCCCUACUUGUGCCGGUUUGUGCUCGUUUUCUUUGAUGAUAUUCCUAUCUACAGCGCCUCGUGGGCGAAGCACCUUCAGCACGUCGCCAUCGUCUUCAACGAGCUUCGAGCACAUCAUCUUCAUCUUAAGCGCUCGAUGUGCUCGUUCGGGACACCUUCCGUCGCCUACCUCGGACACGUCAUCUCGGCCGAGAGGGUGGCCAUGGACGCCGACAAGGUGGCGGUAGUCGUCGCCUGGCCGACCCCGCAUUCACCGCGGGCUCUUCGCGGGUUUCUGGGCCUCGCGGGGUACUACCGGAAAUUUAUCCGGGAGUUCGGCCUCAUCGCAUCUCCACUCACGCGCCUGCUACGUCGUGACGCCUUUGCAUGGGAUGAGGAGGCGACCGUGGCAUUUGAGGCCCUCAAGGGGGCCCUCAUGACAGGCCCCGUCCUUCAGAUGUCGGACUUCGACCGGCCGUUCGUCGUGGACUGCGACGCCUCCAGUGCGGGGUUCGGCGCCAUCCUUCAUCGGGGCGAUGGACCCCUCACCUUCUUCAGCAGGCCCUUCGCCGCGCGCCAUCUUAAGCUCGCGGCUUAUGAGCGAGAGCUCAUUGGCUUGGUGCAGGCGGUGCGCCAUUGGCGGCCCUAUCUGUGGGAUUGGUCUUUCCAGAUUCGUACGGACCAGUACAACCUCAAGUUCUUGUUGGACCAGAGGCUCUCGACCGUGCCACAGCACCAGUGGAUCAGCAAGCUCUUCGGCUUCGACUUCACCGUCGAGUCUCGCCCAGGCCGCCUUAACACCGUGGCCGAUGCCCUGUCUCGCCGCAACGCCGACCAUGACACCGCCGUCGGCGACACCGAGGGGUCGGCGCUCUGCAUCCGCUCGGGGCCUACUUUCGCCUUCUUCACCGACAGCCGGCGGGCGACAGCGGCCGCGCCAGACGGGCUCCUCCUUCAGCUGCAGCUGGCUGCGGGUGAGCUGGAGGAGCCGUGGCACCUCGCCGACGGGUUGCUCCUUCAUGGGCGCUGGGUCUUCGUACCGGCGCACGACGAUCUCUGUCACCAGGUGCUACUGCUGGCCCACUUGGCGGUCCAUGAGGGUGUGCAGAAUACCCUCCAUCGUCUCCGCGCCGACUUCUACAUCCCAGGUGAUCGGGCUCUGGUCUGCGACUGGGUACGGUCUUGUGUGACGUGCCAGCGUAACAAGACGGAGACACUACGGCCGGCUGGUCUGCUCCAGCCCUUGGAGGUGCCGUCUCAGGUCUGGGCGGAUAUCUCCAUGGACUUCAUCGAGGGCCUCCCCAAGGUGGGCAGCAAAUCGGUCAUUCUCACGGUAGUCGACCGCUUCUUCAAGUAUGCUCACUUCAUCGCGCUCGGUCAUCCCUACACUGCUGCAUCCGUGGCCCGUGCCUUCUUCGAUGGUAUCGUCCGCCUCCACGGGUUUCCCUCUUCGAUCGUGAUCGUCCUCGCGCUUGGGUGGAUUGGCUCUCGUGGGUACAACACCUCCUAUCACUCCGCCCUGCGCGCUACUCCAUUUGAGGUGGUCUACGGCAGGCCGCCCCCGCCUAUACUGCCGGUGGAUCCGGCGACGGCUCAGACGGAGGUGGCCGGUGAUCUUAUGCGGCGCCGUGACGAGAUGCUGGCAGAGGUCUGGCAACGCCUCCUUCAGGCCCAGCAGCUGGCCAAGCACUACUACGACGACCACCAUCGCGAGGCGGAGUUCGCGAUGGGUGAUUGGGUGGCCUACCGUCUUCAGCUUCCGGCAGGUGCCCGCAUCCACGACGUCUUCCAUGUGGGGCUGCUGAAGCCCUUCCGUGGGGAGCCACCUGCGGCCCCUCUAGCGCUUCCUCCGACCUCCGACGGGCGCCUCCUUCCGGGACCGGAGAAGGCGUUGAAGGCCCAGCUACGUCGCGGGGUGUGGUACGUGUUGAUUCAGUGGGCUGGACUUCCAGAGGAGGACGCUACUUGGGAGCGGCACGACGAGUUCCGCCAGCACUACCCAGAAUUCCAGCUCGAGGACAAGCUGUUUGUGCAGGCGGGGAGAGAUGUUAUGACCGGAACCUUAUGCCCGUAG